Molecule: messenger RNA, 1190 nt
Organism: Ochotona princeps (American pika)
Lineage: Eukaryota; Metazoa; Chordata; Mammalia; Lagomorpha; Ochotonidae
Gene: EPDR1
Product: ependymin related 1
Exons: 3
Coding region: 238-909 (223 amino acids)
Biological process (GO): cell-matrix adhesion
Cellular component (GO): lysosome; extracellular region
Molecular function (GO): calcium ion binding
Source: RefSeq, a predicted model, not a curated record
GCAGUAGGGAGCGGCUAAGACAGGAGUAUCUCCCAGGCGAUUCACCCGAGCAUUCUCAAGCCUCGCGUCCAGGUCUCAGCAGCUGCAGUGAGCGGCCAGCGCCGAGGCAGAAAGGCCCUUCUCACUGACUGCAAUUCCAGGCACAGGGCCGAGCGCACCCGCGGGAGCCACCCUGCGCCCGUACCCCUUAGCGCCCCCUUUGGUUCGUGCUGGCUCUCCUGGUGGCUUCAGCCCGUGAUGCCAGGACACGCUCCUUUCCUCGUGGUCCGGGGACUCCUGAGCGCCUGGUUGUUGAGCGGCCUGUGGGUCUUUUCGCUGAGCGGCCUGGGCUUGGCGGGCUCGCUGGUGACGCCGCCACCAUGCCAGGCACCACAGCAGUGGGAGGGACGCCAGGUCGUGUACCAGCAGAGCAGCGGGCAUUACAGCCGCGCCUUGCUCUCCUACGAUGGCCUUAACCAGCGCGUGCGGGUGCUGGACGAGAGGAAGGCUCUGAUCCCCUGCAAGAGAUUAUUUGAGUAUAUCUUGCUCUACAAGGAUGGAGUGAUGUUUCAGAUUGAACAAGCCACCAAACAGUGUGCCAAGAUUUCCCUGACUGAUCCUUGGGAUCCUCUUGACAUUCCCCAGAACUCUACGUUUGAAGACCAGUACUCUAUUGGGGGACCUCAGGAGCAAAUCAUGGUCCAGGAGUGGUCCGACAGAAAAUAUGCACGAUCCUAUGAAACCUGGAUUGGCAUUUAUACAGUCAAGGAUUGUUAUCCUGUCCAAGAAACCUUCACUAGAAAUUACAGUGUGCUACUGUCCACACGGUUUUUUGAUGUGCAGCUGGGCAUAAAAGACCCCUCGGUGUUUACCCCUCCAAGCACGUGCCAGACAGCCCAGAUGGAGAGAAUGAGCGAGGACUGCCCCUGAGGACCCUGUGGACCCUGGAGUGGCCGCCUCUGACAACACAUGUCCAUGGCACCAGCUGCAAACAGAUUUGAGACUGAUUGGGUUGAGAGUCCUCACUAGAGACAACUAUAAAUUUUGGACAUUGCUAUGGAUUUGUUAGUUUGGCUAAUUUUGAUGACUCUAGCUAUGUUUACACAAAAAUCAAAUGGAAUAAUAGUGGUAAUUUUAGCUCAGUAAUGGCUAAUAUAGAUACUUCAUAUAUAGUUAUGUACCACAAAAUAUAUUUUGAUCAGUGAUGGAUC